Molecule: messenger RNA, 7611 nt
Organism: Macaca mulatta (Rhesus monkey)
Lineage: Eukaryota; Metazoa; Chordata; Mammalia; Primates; Cercopithecidae
Source: RefSeq, a predicted model, not a curated record
CUCCAUGGUAACGACGCUCGGCCCGAAGAUGGCGGCCGAGUGGGGAGGAGGAGCGGGUUACUCAGGCUCAGGCCCGGGCCGGAGCCGGUGGCGCUGGAGCGGGUCUAUGUGGGUCCGAAGCGUUUUACUCCUGUUGGGCGGGCUCCGGGCCAGCGCCACAUCUACUCCCGUCUCCUUGGGCAGUUCCCCUCCCUGCCGGCACCACGUCCCCUCUGACACUGAGGUUAUAAAUAAAGUUCAUCUUAAGGCAAAUCAUGUGGUCAAGAGAGAUGUUGAUGAGCAUUUAAGAAUCAAGACUGUUUAUGAUAAAAGUGUUGAAGAGUUGCUCCCUGAGAAAAAAAAUCUUGUAAAGAACAAGCUUUUCCCACAAGCUAUUUCUUAUUUAGAGAAGACUUUUCAGGUCCGUCGACCUGCGGGCACCAUCUUACUUAGCAGACAAUGUGCAACAAACCAAUACCUCCGGAAGGAAAACGACCCUCACAGGUACUGCACCGGGGAGUGCGCCGCGCACACGAGAUGCGGCCCCGUUGUUGUUCCAGAGGAACAUCUCCAGCAAUGCAGGGUCUACCGCGGUGGUAAGUGGCCUCACCGAGCAGUGGGUGUGCCAGACCAAGAAGGCAUCUCAGACGCAGACUUUGUUCUUUAUGUUGGUGCUCUGGCCACCGAGAGGUGCAGCCAAGAAAACAUCAUCUCUUAUGCAGCCUAUUGUCAGCAGGAAGCAGACAUGGACAGGCCAAUAGCAGGAUAUGCUAACCUGUGUCCAAAUAUGAUCUCUACCCAGCCUCAGGAGUUUAUUGGGAUGCUGUCCACAGUGAAACAUGAGGUUAUUCAUGCCCUGGGUUUCUCUGCUGGGCUGUUUGCAUUCUACCAUGACAAAGAUGGAAAUCCUCUCACUUCAAGAUUUGCGGACGGCCUCCCACCUUUUAAUUAUAGUCUUGGAUUAUAUCAAUGGAGUGAUAAAGUAGUUCGGAAAGUGGAGAGAUUAUGGGAUGUUCGAGAUAAUAAGAUAGUUCGUCACACCGUGUAUCUCCUGGUAACACCUCGUGUUGUUGAGGAAGCACGAAAACAUUUUGAUUGUCCAGUUCUGGAGGGAAUGGAACUUGAAAAUCAAGGUGGUAUGGGUACUGAGCUCAACCAUUGGGAAAAAAGGUUAUUAGAGAACGAAGCGAUGACUGGUUCUCACACUCAGAAUCGAGUACUCUCUCGGAUCACUCUGGCGUUAAUGGAGGACACUGGCUGGUAUAAAGCAAAUUACAGCAUGGCUGAGAAGUUAGACUGGGGCCGAGGAAUGGGCUGUGACUUUGUCAGGAAGAGCUGUAAAUUCUGGAUUGAUCAGCAAAGACAAAACAAGAGGCAAAACCAAUGGGCAUGGCAAUGUUCCUGUCAUCUUCCCCAUCUCUACAAAAAGAGGCAGACGCUGAGCCCUUACUGUGACACGCUCAGAAGUAACCCACUGCAGUUAACUUGCAGACAGGACCAGAGAGCAGUUGCAGUGUGUAAUUUGCAGAAGUUCCCUAAACCUUUACCACAGGAAUACCAGUACUUUGAUGAACUCAGUGGGAUACCUGCAGAAGAUUUGCCUUAUUAUGGUGGCUCCGUGGAAAUUGCUGACUAUUGCCCUUUCAGUCAGGAAUUCAGUUGGCAUUUAAGUGGUGAAUAUCAGCGCAGCUCAGAUUGUAGAAUAUUGGAAAAUCAACCAGAAAUUUUUAAGAACUAUGGCGCUGAAAAGUAUGGACCUCAUUCAGUUUGUCUAAUUCAGAAAUCAGCAUUUGUUAUGGAAAAGUGUGAGAGGAAGCUGAGUUACCCAGACUGGGGGAGCGGAUGCUAUCAGGUUUCUUGUUCUCCUCAAGGUCUGAAAGUUUGGGUCCAAGAUACUUCAUAUUUGUGUAGUCGGGCUGGGCAGGUCCUCCCCAUCAGUAUCCAGAUGAAUGGCUGGAUUCAUGAUGGAAACCUACUCUGCCCAUCGUGUUGGGACUUCUGUGAGCUCUGUCCUCCAGAAACAGAUCCUCCAGCUACUAACUUGACCCGAGCUCUGCCACUGGAUCUUUGCUCCUGUUCCUCAAGCCUGGUGGUCACCCUCUGGCUUCUGCUAGGCAAUCUGUUUCCUCUACUGGCUGGAUUUCUUCUGUGUGUAUGGCAUUAGGAAUGGAAAAGUGGAUCUUCAAGAUAUCCUUUUAUGUUAUGUUCAUGUGAACAAAGCACAAAGUUUGAGUGAGUGCCAGCCUAUGCAGAUGGCAGAAGUGGCAUUCCUGAAUUUGGCUUAGAAGAGUUGAUGACCAUCAGACCUUAAAACAGAACUUCACAGCUGCCUGUCCUCAUCAGCAACCCAGCCACCUUCAUCAGCAACCCAGCCACCUUCAUCAGCAACCCGGCCACCUUCAUCAACAACCCGGCCACCUUCAUCAGCAACCCAACCACCUCAUCUUGGAGAAGGAGAAGGAACUGCAAGUCACUUAGGAUUUUUAAUCUUCCUAAAGUUUUCCUUUGAAAAAAGGAUAAUGGGUGGAAUUUUCAGAGUGAUUACAUACCUCAACAUUUUUAUUAACAUAUAACAGUGGGAAAGUUCAUCAUCCGUAUACUGCAGUAACUUAAACAACAGCUAAUUAUUGCAAGAUUAGAAUUAGAGAUCUUGUCCUUAAAAGUAUAAAUUGUCCUUUGAUUUAUAGAAAAUAAUUGAAUUGGGAUUUCUACAUAUCAUUAUUAUACCUAUUUUAAAUUUAAUGGCAGCCGGGCAUGGUGGUGCAUGCCUGUAGUUCCAGCUACUUGGGAGGCUGAGGCAGGAGGAUCGCUUGAGCCCAGGAGUUCGAGGCUGCAAUGAGCUAUGAUUGCACCGCUGUAUUCCAGCCUGAGCAAUAGAGUGAGACCCUGUAUCUUUAAGAAAAAAAAAUUAAUGGCUGUAUAUAGUAAACUUAAUUCACUGUUCCCAUUGUUUAUUCUAAAGAAUUUUUUUUAAAUGUUUCAUUAAAUCUUAUGAUUUAACCGUGUUUGCCCUUUUUGCCAGCUGUGUGGCAGUUUAUGGCAGAACUGCUGUCAGUGUGCUGGUAGCCAUCUAUUCAUUCCUUUUCAGAGCUCAGCUUCCAGAACUGCUAUCAGUGUGCUGGUAGCCCUCUGUAUUCAUCCCUCUUCAGAGCUCAGCUUCCAGUUGUAUUCUUCAUGAGUUUGAUAAUGACAUGAAAAAAUGUGGAAACAGAGAGAGUAAAAUACUCUGCCCGGUAAAAACAUGGAAGACGUGCAAACAGAAAAAAACAUAAUUGUAUUUUUUUGAUAAUACUUAAGACAAUUGUGAUCCAACAAAAACAGAACUAUUCCUUUGUGACCGAUGAAGAUAAGAAAUUCUGGCAGACAGGUAUGCAGUUUUUUAAAGUGGUUUAAGAAAUUAUUGCAGAAGAAUUUCCAACAUCUGAAAAUGGUUUUAUGUAUAAGAAGGAAAAUACAAGUUAAAACGAGAUGGUCUGAAUUGUGUACUAAUAGCAAGGUACAAGUUUGGAUAGAGCCUAUCCAGUAGCGUCCACUGUACCACUUUAAGUAAGACUCAGUCCACAGAAGCUGGAAGAUUGCCUUUGCUUUAAAUAUCCUUUACCUCCUGCAUUUGACACUCCUCCUAUUACUGGUAACAUAGAUUCCAGUCACCAGAAGUAAUUUUACACUGGUAAUAGAGCUUACCAGCCCCAUUUAGUAAUUCCUAUUUGAAAUUUCUUAAUGUUCAGAUGAGGUUUAACAAGAAUAUGAAAAGAAAAAAAUAUAUAUUCAUGAAUGAUAGGCGAUGCCCAUUGUUUCUCUCAAGCUAAUGAAGUCCUGCGGCAUUGUAAUCACAACCCUCGGACAGACUCCUCCUAUUCCUCCAUGGCAUUGUAACCGCAACCCUCGGACAGACUCCUCCUAUUCCUCCAUGGCAUUGUAACUGCAACCCUCGGACAGACUCCUCCUAUUCCUCCAUGGCAUUGUAAACACAACCCUCAGACAGACUCCUCCUAUUCCUCCAUGGCAUUGUAACCACAGCCUUCGGACAGACUCCUAUUCCUCCAUGUCAUUAUAAUCACAACCCUCAGACAGACUCCUUCUAUUCCUCCAUGGCAUUGUAAACACAACCCUCAGACAGACUCCUCCUGUUCCUCCAUGGCAUUGUAACCACAACCCUCGGACAGACUCCUUCUAUUCCUCAAUGGUGUUGUAACCACAACCCUUGGACAGACUCCUUCUAUUCCUCCAUGGCAUUGUAAACACAACCCUCGGACACACUCCUCCUAUUCCUUCAUGGCAUUGUAACCACAGCCCUCUGACAGACUCCUAUUCCUCCAUGGUGUUGUAAACACAACCCUCGGAUAGACUCCUGUUCCUCCAUGGCAUUGUAACCACAACCCUCGGACAGACUCCUCCUGUUCUUCCAUGUCAUUGUAACCACAACCUCAGACAGACUACUCCUAUUCCUCCAUGACAUUGUAAACACAACACUCGGAGAGACUCCUAUUCCUCCAUGGCGUUGUAACCACAACCCUUGGACAGACUCCUCCUGUUCCUCCAUGGCAUUGUAACCACAACCUUGGACAGACUCCUCUUAUUCCUCCAUGACAUUGUAAACACAACACUCAGACAGACUCCUAUUCCUCCAUGGUGUUGUAACCACAGCCCUCGGACAGACUCCUUCUAUUCCUCCAUGGCAUUGUAACCACAGCCCUCGGACAGACUCCUCUUAUUCCUCCAUGGCGUUGUAACCACAACCCUCGGACAGACUCCUGUUCCUCCAUGGCAUUAUAACCACAACCCUUCGACAGACUGCUUCUCUUCCUCCAUGGUAUUGUAACCACAACCCUUGGAUAGACUCCUCCUAUUCCUCCAUGGUAUUGUAACCACAACCCUCAGACAGACUCCUUAUACUCCUCCUUUUCUCGUCCUUCCCUCCUUUUCGUCCAUUCAGCAUGUAGCUAUUCAGUACUCCAUUGAAAAAAUUGUGCUAAGUGAGCAAAGCAGCAUAAUUACUAAGAAUUAAUUCUGAUUAUUUGGCAUUAGAGCCAACAGCAACCCCAGCAUAGAGGAAAGUCGCUUUUUUUCAGAUGCAUAAAUUUAAAGUAUAUAUUUGCAUGUGGUUUUAAAUGGGAGGUUUUUGUCAUUGUGAAAAGGUGGGAAUCUCAAACAUAGUUAACUUAACUAAAAAGAAGCUAAUACAGGUUGAGCAUUCAUAAUCCAAAAAUCCGGAAUUCAAAUUGCUCCAAAAUCUGAAACUUUCUGAAUGCUGACCUGAUACCACAAGUGGAAAAUUCCGCAUAUAAGUACUUAACACAAACUUUGUUUCAUGCACAAACUACUAAAAAUAUUGUAUAAAAUUACCUUCAGGCAGUGUCUGUAGGUAUGUAUGAAACAUGAAUUUCAUGUUUAGACUUGGGUCCCAUGCCCCAGAUACCUCAUUAGGUAUCUGUAAAUAUCCAAAUUCCAAAAAAAGUCUGAAAUCUGAAACACUUCUGGUCCCAAGCAUUUCAGUAAGUGAUGCUCAACCUGCAUAAUGGUCUGCGGGCCAGUGCUCAUUUUCUGCAUAUGUUGUACACACUUUAAAUUGUGCAAAGUCAAAGAAAAGCAAAGAGUCUAUUUUUAAAGAAACUUAACAAUAAUCUAAGCAUAUACUUAUGAUUAUGAAUCAUCCUGCAAAGAGCUGUAUAAAGAAUUUUACCAAAAAUACAAUGAAUUAAUCAUAUAUUUGAGAGUCACAGUGAUAGGUUUGACUAUAUUUUGACUGUUGUGUAGUGGCACCAUUUAGGUAGUGUUGUUUCUGAGCAUGGUGCUUUUUAUACUUGAAAUAUAUUUUUGCUUUAUUUUUUAUUGAUAUAAUUAUAUUUGCACUAAUGGCUUUCUGAAGAAAAUAUUAUAGAUGACUUUUUUGUAUAUAUAUUUAUUAAGCUUGGAAACCUGGUAUCCCAGUGUUUUCUCUGGACAAAUGUGAAACUGGAUAAACUAUGGUGUCUAGAUAAAGUAUGGAUAAAGUCUUGAGUUCCUCAGGGUAACUGUGUUGAUAUCUCCUGUCCUCUUCAGUAAGGCUUGAAUAUGAUUACUGAUCAUUGAUUCUGCAUAGUGUAUCCAGCAAGGCUUGGAAGGACACUGAACCUGUCAGAGAUUUUAAGAGGCACAUUUUAGUCACUUCGAAUAUGAUAGUGGCGGGUGCGGUGACUCAUGCCUGUAAUCCCAACACUUUGGGAGGCCGAGGCGGGUGGAUCACUAGGUCAGGAGUUUGAGGUUACAGUGAGCUUGAUCACACCACUGCACUGUGCAGCCUGGAUGACAGAGGGAGACUCUUUCUUGGGGAAAAAAAAGAUGACAGUGAAGCAGACUUCUAGAAUCCGAGAUGUCAUUGCAGCAUUAUUGGUAUAAAAUUCAGCUGCAAAGUGGAGAGUUUGAAAUGGCCCACGCGUUGGUAUCCUGUGGCAGGUUAUACCUUCAUGUUAGCAAAGACAAAGCCGUGUCUCUGUAAGAGGGACAGACUGGGCUGGCUGCAGCUGUAGUGGAAGUGAGGGAUGCAGGGAAGGAAUGGGGAGCAGCAAUUUGGGGACAGUAGACUGGAGUCACUUUCUGAUUCAAAAAGGGUCAAGUACUUAUAAAAACUGACUACUUUGGUUUUCAGUUCAGACUUAGGCUCAUUUUGAUCAUUUUAAGGUCCCAGUUGUCAAAAAUAUCAAGUGAAUUUGUCUCAGGUUUUCAGGAACAAAAUUUACAGGAAGGAAGCAAAAGCCAUGUCAGUAGCCUGGAGCUGACAGCUUUAAAGAAACUGGCAAACAGGUAGGUCGUCCUAAUAUAGAUCCUUCCAGUAUUCUCCUGAAAAACAUCCUUUUAUUUCUGAAAACCAGUAACCCUUACAUUUUUCCUAUAGGAUGCUUAUUUUUCUUGAGACCAAAUAGACAUUCUAUAAAUGUUAUGAAUUAUGCUUGCAGUUAGUUUUUAGCCUAUCUAGGCUUAAGGUUUAUUGAUAUUUGAAGUUGAAACAUCAUUUUAUGAGGUUUAGUUUUAGGAAGGUAAAUAAAUAAAUAUAUCAAAGUAUUCCAUAAUGUUGUAUCAGUGUCCCCUCUAACAUUAGAAGACUUACUGACUGAGGCCAUCUGUGAACGACUAAGUGAUCUCUCAGAAUCCUUCCAGCCCUAUAGCCUGUGACUAACACUCAUCCAGAAUUGCGGUCUGUGCUGGCUGUGGUCUGCCUCCAGGAGCAUAUGCCAUCCUGCGUGCUGUGUUCGUCACAGUGUCUGUGCUCGGUGCCUUACCACUGGCCAUGUCCUUGGACGCUAAAUGGACAGAGAGGAGCCUGUCUCUCAGGGCACAUGAGUGGUCAUGGCAGGAGGAGACAGGCCUCAGUCACAGUGGACACUCGUCAUUCCUGCCAUGUCCUUGCAGCCCAGGAGGACUAACAAGAUUUUAAUGAAGUCUGUGUUACUCAUUCUGAAGAAAAGAACUUACCUGAGAGGAAGAAUAUUUUUUAAAUAUAUAUUAGAUUGGGGAUGGGGAGGGAGUGGUUGUUUUCUUUUGUGUUUACGUUUUUAAUAACUAAAAUAGAAGAUUUAAGAAUAUUUAUGGUAUUGAACUUUAAGUGUAAUAUGUUUCUUAGAAAAAGACAACUUUAAUAAAAAUGGAAACUAA